AUGAUUUUCUGCAAGACGAAGGAGCACAUCGCAAGUAUCAAGAACUCAUUGAUGGAAGAUUUCAGCAUUAAAGAUCUUGGAGAUCUCAAGUACUGCCUCGGGAUCGAGAUUCAUCGCAAGCGCGAAGAUGGAACGAUCAAGAUGAACCAGAAGGCGUACAUCAAGCGACUUUCGGAGAAGUUCGGCGUUGAGAACUGCAAGGACAUGCACACGCCGGCCGGACAGUAA
Molecule: messenger RNA, 228 nt
Organism: Peronospora matthiolae
Lineage: Eukaryota; Oomycota; Peronosporomycetes; Peronosporales; Peronosporaceae
Source: the annotation of a GenBank genome assembly